CACAGACAGGUGUUUUUGAAAGCGUUGGAAAACACGACACAGACAUGAACGAAGACAUAGAAGAUGACGGAGGGGAAAUUCAAACAUUUCUUCAUCAACAUCACGCUGGCUGCGUCUUAUCCAGGCUUCACGAUCUGCGGGAAAGAGAAGAACUUUGUGAUGUUACACUUGUGGUGGAGGGAAGAGCCAUCCAGGCUCACAGAGCUGUGUUGGCGGCGUCUAGUCAAUACUUCAACGCCAUGUUUACAGCUAAGAUGAGUGAAAGAAAUCAGGCGACGGUAAGGCUAAAAUUUGAUUUUAAUGGCUAAUUGUUGCUUGGGGUGAUUUGUGUGUAUAAGGUUGGUCAACACAUCUCCAUCAACUUUUCAUCUCAGACGGUGUGUUUGUGGGAAAAUUUUACUAAGAACAAGACAUGAGCAUAUUGUUAAUAGCCUGAAGUCUUGUUUUGUGAUAUCAGACAAAAAAAUUAAUUAAUAGCUGGCGGGGAUACUCCUGUAUCCUAGCAACCACCGAGAUUAUGAAGAAGUUUCCAAUACAUUUAGCUUCAAGUGUGUACGGGUAAUGUUACAGUAUAAUGACAAAGUUAAAUGAUCAUAAACUAUAAACAUAGAUAAUGUAUUGUAGCAGACAAUCUAAAAUCAACACAGAAUACUCUUGGCUGCAAAUUUAAUUUAUCCAUUUCUAUUGAAGGUGGAGAUCAAGGGGAUUGAUUUUGUGUCAGCAGAAACUCUCAUAAACUUUGCCUACACAUCACAACUCACAAUCACUGACUCCAGAGUUCAAAAUCUAUUUCUGGCUGCAGAUCUGCUUCAGUUCAAAUGGGUUAAAGACUCUUGCAUUCACUUUAUCAUGCAGCAAAUAGACAUCACAAACUGUCUGGGUGUACGAGCACUUGCUGAAAGACAUUCCUGCAAGGCCAUGUAUGAAGCUGCCACACGUUUUGUUACUGAGAACUUUCUGAAAGUCUCUCAAACUGAAGAUUUUCAUAAUCUCAACCUUAAUGAAGUGCUUGAGUUAGUGAAGAGAGAUGAUGUGAAUGUGUCUGAUGAAAUAGAAAUAUUUAAAGCAUGCAUGGGAUGGAUUGAAUACAACACUGUGAGCAGGAAGCAACACCUUGCUGAAUUUUUAAAGGCAAUGAGGCUGCCUUUUAUUCCUGUGAAAAAUCUUCAGAAACAUGUGAGUGGACAUGAUUUGGUGAAACAUGAUGUUUUUAGCAGGGACAUAGUUGAGGAAGCAGCAACAUUUCAUUUUGAGCAUGCUGGGAUGAAAAUGAGAGACUCAUAUGCUGAAACUGUGUACAUACUUGGAGGAGAAACAUCAUUCAUGAAAGAAGUAAAGACUGUUGAAAGAUUUAAUCCAGAGAGUACACAAUGGGAGGGAGUGAAGUCUAUGACUGAAGCACGAGCAUCAUUCACUGUGGCUACUUUAGAGGGUAAGUUGUAUGUUAUAGGAGGUUAUCGUCGUGGAAGGAAGCUGAACUCCAUGGAGUGUUAUGAUCCAGCACAGAAUGGCUGGGUCAGUUUACAGCCAAUGAGCAAGUGUCAAGGUGAUGUGCGUGCUGCAGUACUCGACGGCUUUAUUUACGUGGCUGGAGGAUCCAGUGAAGGUCUGCUGACAUGCAGGUAAGGGGAGUUAUGUUUGAACGCAAUUUUGUGGGGAGGUCAUGUUUUAAGCUGUAAUGUUUUCAUCAGUGGUCUGUACAAAAUGCAGACUGCAGACUGGGCAUAAAAUGCAGACUGAGAAUUGAAACUCUUUUUUCACCUGAUAUAUGAUAACACAUAUUAGUAUUUGUGUAGUCACCAAACAGAUGAGAGAUAAAACCACCGGAAAAGUAAACAAAUAGCCAAUCACUGAAGGAACAGUUUUAGUCUCAGUCCUCAUUUUUCAACAAAAUAAACAAUUGAAAAGAUGAAGAGUAUGGACCACCUAUAAAACUGUCAAUUGUUUCUCUGAUGUUGCAUAUGCUAAUUAAUCAAUACUGACAUGCUGCAUGCAAAGUGAGAAGACUAUAUUAAGGCUUGAAAUCCUAUUAAGAACAACUGUGGCCACUUUGUUAGAACAACUAUGGCCACUUUGUUAAUAACAAAAAAUAUAUCAGGAAAUAGGUUAGGAAUAUUCCACAAUAGUGCAAAUGAUCAUGAAAGAUGAUCAUGGAGUGGCGAUUACCUGACAUGCGGUAAGUUAUUAGAUGACAUGUUUAAGAUGAAAUGUUUAAAUUCUCAGUAUGCAUUUUGUACUUGGUCUGCAUUCUGCUGUCUGCAUUUUGUACUGACCAUUUUAAUCACUGAGUUUUGUUAUCUAAAGUUAAAUUGAGAUAAAUUCUUCUUAUUUGCUAUUUUAAACUCUGUCAUUUUCCUUUAGAAAAUCUGAGAGUAUUCACCCUUAACACUCUGACAUCAGUAUGGAUAUUCUCCAUACUGUUUGUGCCAUUCCAUUCUUCUUUUGAUUAAUAUUCUAUUUCUGAAGACCAUUUGAUUAUCCCAGGUCACCCAUGGGAGUUUGAAAAGAAAAAAAAGACCCUUGGAGCACAUAGUAUAGCUUGAUGAUUGUGUAUGCAUAAAAAGUACCAAACCUGCUUUGUGAAAUGUUCCUAACAUUAACCACAGGUUUACUGUAUCCCAAAAAAAAAAAAUGUAUACAUAUAUCUUCCCAAACUUUACCAACCUGGAAUCUUUGAAUUCUACAUUCACCGAAACUUUUAAUUGUUUCCUUAGUGGUAUCAAGUUAAAAUACCAUAAAGUAAGAAGUCAGUUAUGACUAACCUUGACAUCAUCUUUUCAGUGAUGGUAAAUUUUUUUGCAACAUAGCUUUUUUUUUUUCUAACAGCUAUGUGGAGCGGUAUUCACCCUUUGCGGAAGGAUGGCAAGUGGUUGCUAGUAUGCAUCGUCAAAGACGUCGCUUUGCUCUUGCUGUGCUUGACACUCAUAUCUACGCAGUUGGAGGAUUUGAUGACAGCAGAGGGGAUCUAAAACAUGUGGAAUAUUAUGAUGGCAGCACAAAUACAUGGACUGAAGUGAAGCCUAUGCAUUGUUGUCGUUAUGAUUUUGGUGCAGUGUCAUUGUCUGGUUUUCUUUAUGCUGUAGGUGGUGCUAAUGGCAGGAGAGGUUCAUUGAAUACUGUUGAACGUUUUGAUCCAACUAUGAAUGAAUGGUCAAUGGUUGCCCCUUUGAAGCAUUGUAGGGGAGGUGUGUCAGUAGCUGUGCACUGUGGAAAGAUUUUUGCAAUGAAUGGAAUGAAUGAAUACAUGUCAAUUGUUGAUUCUACAGAGUGCUACAAUGAAGUACAAGAUAAAUGGAGCAGCUUAGCUGCUUGUACACACACAGCAAGAUUCAGUGCAGCAGCCAUUGUUUACCCUCCUGUAAUUCAGCUGCAUGUUAAAAGUCUCCAUGGGUCAGCAUGUCAUGAACAACAAUAAGAACACUCAUACUGGAUAAGAUCAAUCUGAGGUCCACCAUGGCUGCCAGGAUAUUAAUACCAUUCAUGAUAAAUAAAGUUUGCUGAAAAGAGUUGCUUAAAAUCUGUCAAUCCUGUGUAGUAAUAAUUCAAUUACCUAGUAAGUGGAGUUGAGAAUAAAAGGAAAAUUAAUUGCCACAAUAAAUAGACGAAAAGCUUGUUUUCACUGGAUACAUUAGCACUAUCAUCUAAUCAGAGUUUUCAACAUCCAGAUAAUGGCUUGUAGUUCAGAGUUGUUGGAGUAAAGUGUAAAUAACUAGAAACCUAAGGAGAAGCACAUAGAUCAAAACAUUUUGACCAGUAUGCUUUUAAUUGCUUGACAAGGUUCUUUCAAACUUCUCAAGAAUAUCAGAUGUUUGUUUAGAAAUGUCAAGCGAUUCAAAAAAUUAAUUUAGGCAUUUAGUCUACUCUAGUCAUUCUAAACCGAGCCUGGCUGCCAGGCAUUUAGUUACAGUGAAUAUUAUUACCGAUAAUCACCUAAAAUGACGCCCGAAAAAGGUUAACUUCAUUUCUUUAUUUUUUAGAGUAUACUAAAAUCUACCCACAUUUGUGGGUAACUUUUUAAAGCUAACUUUCAAGUUACACUUCUUUGCGGAUGUUAGAAAUUAUUGUGAAGAAUGAAAAAUACCGCUUUUAAUUAACGUUAACAUAAAAAUUAUAAAGAAACUGAGAUAACAACUUUAGAAACUUAGGUAGCAACUUGUUGGAUUUUUGGCAAUUUUUAGCAAUUUUUGGCAUUCCACACAGCAACUUUCCAGCAGUUUAUGAGCACAAUCAGGACAGGCCUAGUCGGGG
Messenger RNA from Pocillopora meandrina, 4248 nucleotides. The record is from the annotation of a GenBank genome assembly. NCBI's taxonomy places the organism in Eukaryota, Metazoa, Cnidaria, Anthozoa, Scleractinia, Pocilloporidae.